AUGGCUUCAAAAAUGAAGGAAAAGAAGAACAUCGACGGGAAAAAAAAACAAGAACGAGGCCGUUCGCGAGAGACAUCGGAGGAUCCGCAGACUGAACUAAACCGAGAAUAUUACAUUAUACAGAUUAGGGAUCUGGAAUCCCAGGUGAAGAAAUAUAAACAGAAAUGUGAUGAGCUGGAGGUGAAACAGAAGGAUUUCUCCUAUCAAUACAGCAAUCUGGAAAAGGAGAAGAAAGAUAUUGUGCUCUACCUGAAACAAACACUAACUCAGAAAAAAGAUGAGGUUUUAGAUCUCUCUGAACAGCUUUUGGGUCUCCAGAAAGCCAAGGAAGCAGAAAAGGCAUCCUUGGAGAAGCAGCUGGCUCAGCUUCGUCAGGAUUUCCAGGAAAAGAAAGACCAGCUCACAUCGGAGAACAUGGUCCUGGUGGGAAAGCUAGCCUCUUUAGACGAGUUCCGCAUGCAGAAAGAGGAACUGAUGGAACGCCUUGCAAUACAGGAGGAGCAGUUGAAGACACAAAGUAAGGAGCACCAACUGGCCAUCCACAAUUUGGAGAAGAAGAAUGUGCUGGACCAUGAUAGGGUGAAAAGAGAGAUGCAUCAACAUAUGGAGGCUACAGCAGCAGCGUUGAAGCUUGUCUCUGAAAGGAAGAUCCCAGGCACAACAAUGAGGGCAAUCCAUGAGAACAUGUCAGUGACAGCUCAGUUGCAUAGGCUUUCACACAAGAUCCAAGUGCUGCUGGAAGAGAACCAGGUCCUGAAGGAAAGGGAGGAGCAACUCAAAUCGGAAAUGGCAGUGCUGAAACCUCUACUGAAGGAAGAAACAAGAAGGAACCUUAGCAACCAAAAGGUGCUACAUCAGCUUUCUUUGAGAUGUGAUGAACAAUUCGCAGAGCUAAAGGAGCAUUUGAAGAGCCAGACACAGUAUGUCCAGCUACAGGAGGACCACAGUGCUCUCCAGAAGGACCUCAGCUGCCUCAGGCAGGACCUAGCCUCACUGAAGGAGGAGCUGGAGCAGAACAAUACCAAGGCAGACAAACUGAGAAAAGAUCUGAAGCAAGAAAAAGAUAUCAGAGAACAGCUGGAGGCAGUUCAGCAGGAGGCUCUCAGUGCCAUGUGUCAGGCCCUGAAGGAGGUGCCCAAGGAGAAGGAUACAAUGACCAUGUCACGAUACAAUCACUUAAUGAAGAAUCUCCUGGUACUGCUUGACACUGCAACUCUGCAGGGGAAGGGACCUGUCCUGACGGAGUUUAUCAAAGAGAGAGCCCCACUACAUGAGUAUAAGACAGGCAGAGGACUACAGAGUUGCCCUGAAGUGUGCACACAGAGCAAGACAUCCUCAACUGCCCUGGGAGGUGUAAUCGUUUGAUGUCGCCAUCUUAAUCCAAGAAAUCACCCAAUCAGCAAAAAGAUGAUUUUCAGAUCAUGAUAGCAUUCUCUUUUUUAAGUCAUGUUACAAUUGUUGAGACACAUUAUAGAUGCUGAACUUGAUAGAAAUUAGUUUUAUUCAUCAGAUAGUCUUCUGGAAACUGAAUACUUCAAGAGCUCCUGUUAAUUGCACUUCAGGCAAUAUCCUCAAUCUCCUGCUGAUUAACAGCAUGCUUGCUGGUUUCACUUCAAAUGUACACCUGAGGCAGAUAAAUGUCUGCACAAGGGUAACUCUCUGCACAUCUCUCUUGAUUGUAGAACAUUUUCAAAACUUAAUUUUACUGUCUGAAGGUUAACUAGGGCUGGCAUGUCAGUAAAUGAGCCUUCCCAAUAAGAUAUUCACAGACCUGCCAACUUUGUGAAAAUAUUUUGAGUACCACAAUUGUCAGUGUAACGCUUAGUUCACAUGCUUUCGCACCACUUCGCUUUGCACACGACAGUCUGCAAGAGACACAGACACACACACACACACACAAGCACACAUACAUAAGCCUUACUUCAUAAUUCUAGUUUUGACUAUAGAAGUGAUCAGGCAAAAUUGUAUAAUUCUAAAAUAUCACUUGCACUGUACUGGGCUAUAUUAUGAUAUACUUGCAAGUCAAAAGUUUGAGUACACCUGCUUAAAACCAUUUUUUUCAUGAUUAAUAUUUCAUUAUAUGAUAUGUGUGCUUAUACAAACUGAUAAGCAUAAGUGAAUUGCAUUCAAUUAUUUAAUAAAAAUGGAAAUAACUUA
This is a messenger RNA of Anguilla rostrata (American eel), 2157 nucleotides long. RefSeq names its product cilia and flagella associated protein 157 (gene cfap157). Gene Ontology annotation, cellular component: ciliary basal body; cilium. Lineage: Eukaryota; Metazoa; Chordata; Actinopteri; Anguilliformes; Anguillidae. Gene Ontology annotation, molecular function: microtubule binding. Gene Ontology annotation, biological process: sperm axoneme assembly. The transcript has 8 exons. The record is from RefSeq and is a predicted model, not a curated record. Bases 1 to 1365 code for a protein of 454 amino acids.